CAAACCAUUACAAAUAUUUUUUACGUUCGCACAAAUCCGCAAUUUUUAUUUUUUUUAAAAAUAAAUAAAUUUUUUUUCACUCAUUUGAAGAUAUAUGCAUAUGUACAUUUACCCGCAUUUUAACUUACAUUCCUGCUAGUCAUUUUUUGCAUUCCGGCCAGGUUACAAAAUAAUAUACCCCAAUCUGCUUUUGCGAACGCGCAACGUGCUGACCGAUCCAUCAAACCGUACCCCGCGCAAAAUGGAUAAAACGAAAAGCAAGAAACAAAUUGGCAACGCCAAAGGGAAAAAACCCGCCAAGAAGGUCAUCAAAAAAGUUGUAAAGAAAGUUUUGGGGAAGAAAAAAAAAACGGUGAAAAAACUCAAGGCAGUUCGAUUAUAUGAGAAGGGAGUUAUCUUGGGAUACAAGAGAUCCCAAAGAAACCAAGACCCCAACUUUACCCUCAUUUCGAUAAGGAAUGUGCAUACGAAAAAGCAUGCCCAAUUCUAUGUGGGCAAAAAGAUUGCCUACGUGUACAGAACAAAUAAGCACCACGACGGAGUGAAGAUUAAGUGCAUAUGGGGAAAGGUUUGCAGAACGCACGGAAACAGCGGAGUGAUUCGCGCCAGAUUCAGAACCAACAUCCCACCCAAGGCCUUUGGAGACAGAGUCAGGAUACUCAUGUACCCCUCGAACAUUUGAUUCGAAGGGGCCCCAUGCGUAUGACGUGGUGCUACCAUGUGCUGUGUAGCGUUGCAUAAGGCAACAUCGUAUAAUGUAGUGUAAUUUUUUUUUUUUUUUUUUUUUUGGCCAUGUGAAUGGUAUGAACAAAGAACUAGCAUCGUUUUUUUUUUCAAUCGGCCUACCUUUUUAACAUCACCGUCA
Plasmodium vivax (malaria parasite P. vivax) is the source of this 865-nucleotide messenger RNA. RefSeq names its product 60S ribosomal protein L33-B, putative. Gene Ontology annotation, cellular component: ribosome; cytosolic large ribosomal subunit. The record is from RefSeq and is a predicted model, not a curated record. Gene Ontology annotation, biological process: cytoplasmic translation; ribosomal large subunit biogenesis. Gene Ontology annotation, molecular function: structural constituent of ribosome. NCBI's taxonomy places the organism in Eukaryota, Apicomplexa, Aconoidasida, Haemosporida, Plasmodiidae. Bases 242 to 682 code for a protein of 146 amino acids. The transcript is spliced from 3 exons.